Poecilia reticulata (guppy) is the source of this 2542-nucleotide messenger RNA. The record is from RefSeq and is a predicted model, not a curated record. Lineage: Eukaryota; Metazoa; Chordata; Actinopteri; Cyprinodontiformes; Poeciliidae.
AACCCUCCACCUGCUGUUAUGCCGAUGUAUUUCCUUCAUCUCAAAACAAGCUACAGAAAUAGCACGGCCGGUGGUUUUGUAGCCCGGCGCUCUCCGAUCAAAGGUCACAUGGAGGUAUUGGGCGCUGAAACAGGUGAUCUCCUACGGGUGGAGCUUUUUGUCACACCGGAGGUAAAUCCGUCGGUUUGGUGCCAAAGUCGGUCCUCCCACAUCUCCGCGAUCUAUCUCCUGAGUUCAAAGGACACGAGUCUUGCCCCUGGGYUUGCCCGUGAGAGGCUGUCUUUAUCAGGUGGAGGUUCUGCUGGGAGUUGGCCACUGCAGCCUCGGUCAGCCUGGGAUACACUUUUCUCUGAUAGGAGCCACAAACCACAGCCAAGAUGCCCAAGCAGGUCAAUGUUCGCGUCACUACAAUGGACGCAGAGCUGGAGUUUUCCUUUAGAGGCAACACCAGAGGAAGGCAGCUGCUUGAACAGGUUGUCAGGACGAUUGGCCUCCGUGAGAUUUGGUACUUCGGCCUUCAGUUUGUGGACAACAGAGGACUUGUCUCGUGGCUGGCAGAAGACAAGAAAGUGAUGGAGCAGAACGUGAAGAACGAGACUCCCCUGCAGUUCAAAUUCCGGGUCCAGUAUUAUCCCGAGGACGUGGACGAGGAGCUGAUCCAGGACAUCACCAGGAAGCUCUUCUUCCUGCAGGUGAAGGAGCACAUCCUGUCCGACGAGAUCUACUGUCCCCCGGAGACCGCUGUGCUGCUGGCCUCCUACGCCGUGCAGGCAAAGUACGGCGAGUACGACAAGUCGGUGCACCGGCGGGGAUACCUCUCCUCGGAGCGUCUGCUCCCUAAGAGAGUGCUGGAUCAACACAAGCUGUCAAAGGAGCAGUGGGAAGACAGAAUCCAGGUCUGGCACGAGGAGCACAAAACCAUGCUGAAGGAAGACGCGAUCAUUGAGUACCUGAAGAUCGCUCAGGAUCUGGAAAUGUACGGCGUCACCUACUUUGAGAUCAGAAACAAGAAGGGCACAGAGCUGUGGCUGGGCGUGGAUGCGCUAGGGAUCAACAUCUAUCCAAAGGAUGACAGGCUCACCCCAAAAAUUGGAUUCCCCUGGAAUGAAAUUGGAAACGUUUCUUUUGACAACAAGAAAUUUACCAUCAAGCCCCUCGACAAAAAAUCUCAACCCAUCAUGUUUCACGGGACACAACCUCGCAUCCACAAGGGCAUCAUGCAGAUUGCUAAGGGAAACCACCUCCAGUACACCCGCCGCCGCAUGGCCGACAACAUCGAGGUCCAGCAGAUGAAAACUCAGGCCAAGCAGGACCGGCUCCAGAAGAAGAUGGAGAGGGAUCAGCUGGAAGGCGAGAAGAAGAAGAGAGAAAACAUUGAGAGGGAGAAGCAGCAGAUGGAGAGAGAAAAGCAAGAGCUGAUGAUGAAGCUCUACGAGUUUGAAGAGACUACUAAGAGAGCGGAGCGAGAUCUUCAGGAGCAGCUGGACCGGGCCAUGAGGCUGGAGGAGGAGAGGAGGAGGGUGGAGCAGGAGGCGGCCCGGCUGGAGGCUGAGAGGAUGGAGGCCAUAAUUGCCAAGGAGGAGCUGGCCAGGCAAGCCGAGGAGCAGAUGAAGAGCCAGGAGCAGCUGGCUGCGGAGCUGGCCGAGUACACAGCCAAGAUCACUGAGCUGGAGGAGGCCAAGAGAGCCAAGGAGGAGGAAGCUGAGACAUGGCACAUGAAGGCUGAGGAAGUGGAGCAGAGCCUGUUGAGGACGAAGGAAGAGCUGCAAAGUGUGAGGACCCCAUCCACUCCUCCCGGUGGCUCCCCUCCCUCCUCUGCCUCUUCUUCUUCCUCCUCCUCCUCCUCCUCGGACAACGAGAGUGACCACGAGCACAGCGAGGAGAACAGCACCUACAGCGCCGAGCUGCACUCGCAGGACAUCAGUGAGAACCACCUGGAGGACGAGCGACUCACCGAGGCGGAGAAGAACCAGCGCCUCAAGAAGCAGCUGAUGGACCUGAGCUCAGAUCUGGAGCUAUCUAGAAAAGACUCCAAGAAGACCCAGAACGACCUGCUCCACGCUGAGAACGUCCGUGUCGGACGAGACAAGUACAAGACCCUCCGUCAGAUCCGCCUGGGCAACACCAAGCAGAGGGUGGACGAGUUUGAGGCUUUGUAGAGAAGACCGCUCCAGAAUACCUCGGGAAUUAUCUGCUCAGCAUAUUACAUAAUGUAGUGAUUGCGGCCAGUGGUGGUUCUAGCAAGAAUGGCGCCCUUGGCGAAUUUUUCUUAGCCCCCCAUGACACACACACUCCCAAAAAGAAAAAUCCAUUCUUUACAGCAUAGGAAUAUUUUUUGUGACAUAAAUUAUAAGUACCAAAGAUAAUGGAGUAAAAGUCUCACCACUCACAAGAGUUUUUAAAAAGUGUAAUCAGUGUAGAAUAAUUAAGUCUAUGAUUAACCAUUGUGCUUUUAACAUCCUGACCACCAGUAGUUCAUUUUUGUCCUCUGUAGAGAACAUUUCUAAACUUGAAUAUCUCCCACCCCCUGCAUUCUACUGAA